AUGUUGAGGUUUGGGUUGAUCAGAGGUGCGUACCGUUCCGUAUCGCAUAAUCUUACCCACCAUUGGAAUUAUCAUGCUUCUUUAUUGCCAGUUAGAAGAUGUAAUCAUUGUCGAUGGAUUGCAACUGGCCAAUCAGAUGAAAGUAAGGAUGGGAAAGCGCAAAAGGCUGCAGAAUCAACUGAUAAUGAGAAUGAAAGCCCCCAAAUUAUACAGGAUGCCAUCUCAAAUGAAGCAGCAGAUAGCUCUGUUGAAGAAUUCAAUGAUGUAAAUAAAGACUUUGAGGAUGAUCAGGACAACAAAAGUCCGGCUGAAACUUCAAAGAGUGCAGAUGUGAACGAUUCAUUUGACGCAUAUCUUUCACUUUUUUCCGGAGAUGAACAUCUUGGCGAGGAAGAUUUGCCGAAAAACGAUAAAUCAUCCAUAAAAUCGAAAAAGAUGCUUUUUGAACAGGGAUUUGCACUUCCGUGGGAAAAGGAACAACUUUCAUCAGAGGAAAAUGGAAAAUUGCCUUGGAACUUGAACGCAGCUUUGGAACAGAUGAAUCCAGAAGAAAAGACGGUGGAUAAUGAUCACGUGAUUCUUGGACCGUUUAUUAAGAAGUACUCACCGUUAGAAAAAUUGCAGAGGGGACGCCAUAAGGGCUACCAGUCACCUUUGGCAAGGGAAAAUUACACAAAUAUGGUAGAUUUUGAGAGGGAUGCGAAGGACUUGAUGAUAUUCAGGAAGGAUAUUCCUGAUGAUGAGAUAUUUGAGAAGAUAGAGGAGUUCAAUCCGCAUGAAAAUGUAAUUUCGGUCAAGAGAUACAACAAGCUGAUGCGGGAUAUGAAGUCGGCAUUUAAGCUAUUACAGCUCAGAAACUUUGCAGCAUCGAAAAAGGUGCUUUCUUCUAGGUCGGCCAAUAAAAGUAAAGUCAUCAACAGGAUUAUCAAGAAUUACUGGAAGAUAACAAUAUCCGACAAGGUCAUCGAUGAGGCCGCACUACAGAAAAAGAUACAUAUCACGCUUCAAAAUAAAAGAGAGCUAUUUUUGCUUUUCUCGCACACUGGAUUCAUUACAAACUCCUGGUCUCGUCUUGGGGCUAAACUAACAUUGAAUCCAGAGGGAAGUGAACUUGAGGUCGCCGGUGACCCGAGAGUCGUUAAUUUUGUCCAAGUUUCGUGGAAUGAGCUUUUGAACAAUGUACAGUCGAUAAGUCUAGAGAUGAAGAAUCUUGAAGAUUUCUACAUGAACACGCUACAUAGAAAUCUGCCUAUAGACUUGGUCCAGGAACUCAGCGAUACAUUCUUUGAUGCUGUGAGUGAGAAAGAUCAGCUUUACAUUCUUAGUGCAUUUACUCGUCCUAAUUUGGUUCAUGCAAAAGUUUUAUUGCUUGAGGCCGCAAAUCUUCCCGGAACAGUUACCAGAGUCAUUGACAGGACAUUUAUAGACAAGUAUUUAUCAGAGGCAUCAUUCGAAGAAGUGUAUGACUCUUCUCUUCCAUGGUAUACAACUAGUGAUGGGCCCAUAUAUCGGCUUAAGGUGCCGAAACCUAGAUUGAGAAAAACGAUGCCAGGUGCAAGGCUUUCGGGCAAGGAUGUUGCAUCAAGGGUUGCCACACUAAAGAGGAAAGUUGAACACGCUGAAGAUGAUUUCGAAUACAAUUUCCUAGAGGAUGCAAGUUCCGCGCUUGGCAUAUCUAAUGCAAAUGAAGAUUCACAGAAGAAAACAAACGAGGCGGAAGAGACUAAAUUGGGAGAAGGGGUUACAAAAGGAAGUAAAUCUGGAGAUGGAAUUACAGAAGGAAGUAAAUCUGGAGAAGGAGUUACAAAAGGAAGUAAAUCUGGCGAAGAGACUAACUCCAAAGAACAAACAAAACUGGCAGAUGAAAAGGAAAGAAAAUUCAAAGUGAACCUGGAAAACUUGAGCAAGGCAAUGCUACAUCCAGAAAUUACAAAACAGGAUACUUGGCUUCCGAACAUCCUUAGUGCGACAGUGGGAAGAGUGCUGUUCGAGAAGAAGUCGGCCAAUUCGAACGCGAUAUUUCACAGCAACUUGCCUGAGUUGAGUGGAAAAAUCGCACAGUUAAAGCUUUUGGACAGGUCACAGCACUUGUUUGGCAUUGGAGGAGGUGUAAAGAACCAAUUCACGCAUAAAUUGCAGAUUAAACUUGUUCCAGACGGUUUCAGAAGUCUCGACAACUUCAAAAAGCUUCCAAACAUCGAGAUAUGGCUUGAUGUGAUAAGGCAGGAGGUUCAAUUAGACACUUGCGACACAUUUGUGGACGAGUACGAGUACAAUUAUCGGAUUCCCCUUCCACAAAGAUCGGUGGAUCUCAACUUCCAAUCCAGUUACAACUCACUGUUGAUUGAUAGCAAUGCAGAUGACGACUUAUCAUUCCAGUCAAAGCAAAAACCACUGUUCAAGUUGUUGCACCGGAUUCCAAACAGCCUUUUGAAGAUGGAAGAUCAAGCAUCACUAAGAAAGCUUAUUCACGUUCUACGUAAUCGGACUGUUCCAAUCAGGAUGGGUGAUAGAAAAGCGGAUUUUAUCCAAACAUCUCGUCAUGAGCAGCAGGAUUAUGUUCCAUACCUGAUAACAGAAGUGAAUUUGAAAAGAACGAUAGAACUCGAGUAUAAGAAAAUGCCAGUUAUCUACGAAGUGAACAACAACGGUUCAGAAGAAUCAUACAAGGUGUCUGUUUUGUCCAGUAUUAGUGAAGAAAUGGCACCUGAGGCAAGAGAAGCAGGAUAUAAGAAAUUCUGUGAAAAUGUGUUGCAAUUCAUAAAAUUCUUAGAUGACCCUUUGGAAACCAAAGGUGAAAAACUGUUUAAUGUGUGA
Messenger RNA from Brettanomyces bruxellensis, 2817 nucleotides. RefSeq lists its product as uncharacterized. NCBI's taxonomy places the organism in Eukaryota, Fungi, Ascomycota, Pichiomycetes, Pichiales, Pichiaceae. The transcript has a single exon. The record is from RefSeq and is a predicted model, not a curated record. The coding region runs from base 1 to 2817 and encodes 938 amino acids.